CUGGAUGAACCUUCUGGGUAUCUGUGAUCAAUAAGACCCCUUGCCUGCCUCAGGGAGCUCAGUCAAGAGGUGUGUGUUAGCUGGGGGCGUCUGUCAGAGCUGUGACUGAUGCCACAUCUGAGCUGCACCACAGCACUCUGGCUCUAGGGCCUUUGCAAGCCAUUUCUGUGGUACAGGAAGAACACCUGGUGUCCUGGGCGAUGGCAGGGCUUCCUGGCUUCUCCUCCUGCAGCCUCCAGCAGACAGCAUCUUGCAUAGGACCCAGGGUAUAGUGGAUACUCAGUAAAUGGCAAUGUCCUCCAUUUGCCCUGUGUGUGUCCCAGCAGCCCCCUGACUGCAGCCGAGGGCAGGGUCUGAGGACGACAUCUGCCUCUGGUGCCUUUCAUCUGCUGUCUCCUAGAGCAGCUCCUUCAAGGAACCUCUGAAGUUGCAGAACCAGGCCAGUUGUUGGUUUUUCGGGUCCCUGGAGGUGUCAUCCAUCCCCCUAGGGCAGGGGACCUAAAGGAGUUUAGGGGUGGGAAGAGCCCAGGCAGAGCCCUCUGGACCUUCUGGGCUGCAGGUAGCCUCUGGGAGCACCUACUCCAUGCUGGGUGCUCUUUUCAUCCUAGGGACAGUCCCACAUGGGAGGCGUUCUUAUCUCUGUUCCCCUGACGAGGAAACCAAGGCUCAGAGGUGAAGCAAACGUUCAAGGCUACACAGCCAGUGAGUGGCAGAGUGAAGACUCAGAUCUAGGUAUCUGGUUCCAAAGCCUGUGCUCUAUCUACUAUUUCUGCUCUCCUGCCUCUCCAGAUGGAGACCUGACAUGACUGGCCCCCUUUUCUAAGAGGAAGCAGAGGAGCCAGACCCAUUGGCUCAGGUUUAUUGGAGAGAUUUUGGUCCUACACCUCUUGACUGGCAAGAAACAUGAAAGUGUGAAAGCGCAGUUAGUACUUACAAGUAACAGUCGUUAGUAGUUACAAGUUAGUACAAGUAGUUACAAGUUAGUAGUUACAAGUAAACCCAGUUCAAACUGACUUAAACACUAAGAGACUUAAUUGUUUCUGUAACUGGCUAGUUCAGAAAGAGUUUCAGCUGCAGGUGAGCUUUGAUCAGGGCUCCAGCUCCGUUUCUCUGCAGAUCUCCUGGGUCUGCUCUCCUCUGGGUGUGUCAGAUUUCUCCUCAGUCUGACCUUCCUUGUGGAAGGAAAAUGGCAUCUGCAACACCAGGUCUCACAUCUGCACACUCCACCACCCGGAGCAAGAGAAAGCAUCUGGGUCCCAGAGCAUUGCCACAUGCUCAUUGGCUUAGGCUGGACCCAUUGUCUAUCCCUGAGCCAGUCACUGAGGCAAGAUGGAUGAGAUUAUGCUGACUGGAGUCAACCCCGGCCAGGCCUUACCCCAUGGGGAGGGUUAAGUGUAGCUUUGGGGAAGCAACCCAAGGUUGCUGAGGGCAAGCACUGCACAAGGCACAGGAGACUCACCCUGGCUGAGCCUCCAGACUGAUGACUUUAGCAGGCCUGACAGGUCCAAUGAGAGCUGUCCUCAGGUGAGAGAGCCCUGUACUGAGGGUUAGAAGAGCUGCUGAAGGGCAUGAGGUGAGCCAUGGGGCAGGAAGUUGGGAGACACCAUCCUUUCCUCCUCCCCCACCUGGCCAAGCAAGGCUGUGUGGUAUAGUGGCCUCCAAAUCAGGGAGAUCUGGAUUCAAAUGCUUCGUUCUUUGUAUGAUUUGGGCAAAUGACUUCUACUCUCUGAAGCAGUUCUCUCAUCUAUAAAAUGUGAAUAGUAAUGCCUGCAUCAGGGGUCAUCGUGAGGAUUAAUUUAGGUGAUGUCGGUAAUGCUCCUAGGAUAGUGCCUGGCACCCAGUAGCUGCUCAACACAUGUUUGACAAAUACAAGUCUGGCUCCCAAUGGAGUGUCCUCCAUCGGCUAUGGCUUUGAGGAGUUCGAAGCACUCUUCUCCCUUCUGGCAUCGCUGUGUUUACUGUAUGGCCCAAAUUAGAUGCAAAAUCUCUGGAUCACCUCUGACUUUGUAAACAGAGCCAGGGAGCAGGAGGAAAUGCAAUUCCAAACGCCCUUGGCUCGCCUACUUUAGCCCUUGUUGAUGCAAACUCAAGCAGGCUCUCUCCGCGGCUUGUGGCACCUGGAAACGGGACCCAGCAUGGGUCAGGGAUGGGAGUGGAUUUGACUUGUCCUUUUGGCGUCUCCUCAGCCUGUGGAGCCCAGGCCUCCUGGAGGAUCUUUGGGGCUGACGCAGCGGAGGUUCCGGGCACGCGCAGCCACUCCCACCAGGAGGCUGCCAUGCCCCACAUUCCCGAGGACGAGGAGCCCCCUGGAGAGCCGCAGGCAGCCCAGAGCCCGGCCGGCCAAGGCCCUCCCACUGCAGGAAUAUCUUGCAGGCCACCCACCAUCAUCCUCACUGGGGAUGCCAGUUCACCGGAAGAAGAGACUGACAAAAACCUGGUCAACAGAGUUCACAGUCCCCACAGGAGGCUUUCUCACCGUCACCUGAAGGUCUCCACUGCUCCCCUGACUUCUGUGGACCCUGCGGGGCACAUCAUUGACCUGGUAAACGGCCAGCUGCCGGACAUCAGCAUCUCAGAGGAGGACAAGAAGAAAAACCUGGCGCUGCUGGAGGAAGCCAAGUCGGUGAGUGAGCGGUUCCUGACCCGCCGCGGGAGGAAGUCCAGGAGCAGCCCCGGCGACUGCCCGUCAGCUGUUUCCCCAAACCUCAGCCCCGGAACUUCUCCUGGGUCCUCUCAGAGCAACUCCCUCACCGUCCCCAAGCGGCCUGGUUUGGAUGCGUGCAGUGGCCCAGGGUCCCCUCUGCCUGGAGCACCACCACAGCAGAAGGGGGAUGAGGCCGAAGUCUCUUCACCUCCCCUUGGCGAGCCUAAUGUCCUCAAAGGGCUAGCUGACCGCAAGCAGAAUGACCAGAGGAAAGUGUCUCAGGGCAGGCUGACUCCUCGCUCUCCCACAGUUGAGAAGUCCAAAGAAAUUGCAAUAGAACAAAAGGAAAACUUUGAUCCCCUCCAUCGCCCAGAGGCCAUACCCAAGGGCCCAGCUUCUGGCACAGGCAGUGGUGGGAAAAUGGCCCUGAACAGCCCCCAGCCUGGCCCUGUUGAGAGCGAGCUAGGGAAGCCGCUUCUGAAGACAGCCAAGGAGGGCAACCCUCUGCCCAGAAGCCCAACCCAGGGCUCUGGAGGGGCAGCUCCCCAGUCCCCCCAGGGGAAAAGUACAGUCGGAGAGCCCACAGGGUCCAAGGUUGGCUCCAAAGCUGAGCUGUGGCCCCCUGUGUCCCGGCCGCCCCUGCUGCGGGAUGUCUCCUGGGACAGCAGUCCCGAAGAACCCGGCCCCCGGCUUCAGAAAGUGCUUGCCAAGGUGCCGCUGGCAGAGGAAGAGAAGCGUCUUUCAGGCAAAGCUGGCAGCCAGCUGGCCAAGGCUCCUGGACUUAAAGACUUUCAGAUACAAGUGCAGCCGGUGCGGAUGCAGAAACUGACCAAACUCCGUGAGGAGCACAUCCUGCUAAGAAAUCAGAACUUAGUGGGGCUCAAGCUUCCAGACCUUAGUGAAGCGGCUGAGCAGGAAAAAGGGCCCCCUUCUGAACUCUCCCCAGCUAUUGAGGAAGAAGAGUCAAAGAGUGGCCUGGAUGUCAUGCCCAAUAUUUCUGAUGUGCUGCUUCGCAAACUGCGGGUCCACAAGUCUCUCCCUGGAAGUGCCCCUCCACUCACUGAAAAGGAAGUUGAGAACGUGUUUGUACAACUGUCCUUGGCCUUUAGAAAUGACAGCUACACCUUAGAGUCUAGAAUUAACCAGGCGGAAAGGGAACGCAACCUGACAGAGGAGGACACAGAGAAGGAACUGGAACACUUCAAAGCUUCCAUUACGUCCUCAGCUUCACUCUGGCACCACUGUGAGCACCGGGAGACCUACCAGAAGCUGCUGGAGGACAUCGCUGUCCUGCACCGCCUGGCUGCCCGCCUCUCCAGCCGAGCCGAGAUGGUGGGGGCCGUCCGCCAGGAAAAGCGCAUGUCGAAAGCAACAGAAGUGAUGAUGCAGUAUGUGGAGAACCUGAAGAGGACGUAUGAGAAGGACCAUGCAGAGCUCAUGGAGUUUAAAAAACUUGCAAAUCAGAAUUCAAGCCGCAGCUGUGGCCCCUCUGAAGAUGGGGUCCCUCGCACAGCACGGUCCAUGUCCCUCUCGCUGGGAAAGAACAUGCCCCGCCGGAGGGUCAGUGUUGCCGUGGUGCCCAAGUUUAAUAUCCUGAACCUGCCUGGCCAGUCACCCAGCUCAUCUCCCAUCCCCUCCUUACCAGCCCUGUCAGAAUCACCCAAUGGGAAAGGCAACCCACCUGUCCCCUCAGCACUGCCUGCACUUUUGGAAAAUGGGAAGACGAACGGGGACCUGGAUUGUGAGGCCUCUGCUUCCAUCCCGACUCCAAGCUGCCUGGAGGGGUUUAGCCAGGAGACCAAGGCCAGGAUGGAGGAAGAAGCAUACAAGAAGGGAUACCAGGAGGGUCUAAAGAAGACCAAGGAGCUUCAAGACCUGAAGGAGGAAGAAGAACAGAAGACCGAGAGCCCUGAGGAAGCUGAAGAGGAAGAAGAAACUGAAGAAGAGGAAAAGGAGCAGAGAAGCAGCAAACUUGAAGAGUUGGUUCAUUUCCUACAAGUCAUGUAUCCCAAACUCUGUCGGCACUGGCAAGUCGUCUGGAUGAUGGCCGCAGCAAUGCUGGUCUUGACUGUUGUGCUGGGGCUCUACGGUUCCUAUAACUCUUGUGUGGAGCAGGCCGACGGGCCCCUUGGGAAAUCCACUUGCUCGGCAGCCCAAAGGGACUCAUGGUGGAGCUCAGGACUCCAGCAUGAGCAGCCUACAGAGCAGUAGGAAACCCGACACCCAGCCAGUGCCCUGCUCCAGCACACAGCCUGCUGCCCUCUCCCCAAGCAUGAUGUGUCAGGCCUGGGCAUGGGCACACCGCUGCGGCCGUCAGGGGACCAAGCAGGGGUUCUUUCACACUCGGCACCCCUAUGGGAGCUAUUCACACACAGUAACUGAUGUUCUUGGAGGAUCAACAAAAAGCAUCAGUGGACAAAGAAGUGGCCUUCACCAGGGAACUCCAACGGAAGGGACAGUUGCCUGCGCCAGCUCAGAUGGCUGGGGAGAAACAAAACACCUUCUUUAUAGGCUACAGUGUGAAGCCCCCUCCCCCUCCCCAUUUUCCUCUCUGCCAUUGAUCGGAAAUCAGGAAGGAUUGUGUCUAAAGGCUAACUCUGCCCCCAAGGGUCAGACCUGGAAUUUGGAGUCUCACAUGAAUAUCUUCCCAUUUCCCAUCUCAUUCUUACUGACUCUCCUUCAGCCUUCCCUUCUCCCCUUUGCAAUCAGAGUUUCUCUUUACAGAAGUCAGAAAGGUUUAUCAGAAAAACGUUUAGGCUGCUUUUUAGCUCUGUGCUUGAAAUGAAGUGGGAAGAUGUAAAUGAACAUAUAUUCCUCUGUACACAUACAUAGAGCACACACACACACAGCACACGCAUGCAUGAAGCCACCUACCCUCCAAACGUGUGCUCUGGGUAUGUGUUAGGGUUAAAGCCAACCCACAGAUUUUCACUAGGUGUGGGGCAGCCACCAGGCACCUGUUCAGUGAGCUUUCUACGUGGGCUUAAGAUGGUUGAGAAACACUGAAAACUCAUGGCUUCCAUGGCGAACUUGCUGGUCUCCAUUUCCAGGGCUAAUUCUGAGCUACUGUAGAGCACAGUCUAUCCCCUCUUUGUUCUCUCUGGUUGAGAGCAGUUAACCCGCCUCUCAGGGGGAAAGAGGAGACACGAUGCACUUUCAGCUUCGCUGUGCCCACAUGCGAGUGUGCAUCUCCACUGCAGUGUUCCAGUUUCAAUGGCAUUUCCAACCAAAGUGUAGGUCUCAGAGCAUUCCCAUUGUUUAGCAGAAAACAGAGUGCGUCCCACCUCCAGCUGGACUUCUCACUCCACCUUGACAGCUGCCACCUGCCUUCUUGCCUCAUCAUUUCUGGGGGGCGCUGGUUUCUGUGUGGGUUUUAUGGUGGUGGCUUUGCUGUUGUUUUUGUUUUGCUGUUGACAUUUGUUUUUGUUUCUGACACUCAUAUAGAACUUACUAUGAGCCAAACACUGUAUUAGGUAUUAUAUAGGGAUUCAUUCAAUGAGUCCUCAAGAAAAAGAAAAAAACUGUGACUCUUCCCAUUUUCAGAUAAGGAAACUGAAGCACAAAACAUGCAAAGUAACUUGCCAAGGAUACCCAGUUAGUAAAUCAUGGGGCUGGAAGUCAAACCCAGCCAGGCUGGCCCCAGGGGCUGUGCUCUCAACCCCUGCACUAAAUUGAUUCUUCCAAAGGCCUCCUAACUCGACAUCUUACAUUCCAGUCCCACUCCCCUGAGUGGCCCUUCAGCCACUCCAAGCCAUUUCUGGUUCCCAGACUAAAUUGUUUUCUCUCACUAGUUUUUCUUCUGCCGCUCUCCUCUUUUCUUCUGGUCACUCCUCAGGACCAAGUGCAAAAAUCAUCCCCUCCAUUACACCUUUAAUGGCCUCCCUCCAACUCCCCACCAUGCCCCACAUAAUAGGUCACACCCUUCUCUGUGCUUCCUGGCACUUUUUAAACAUUUUCAUUACUACUACUAAUGACCAUUACUAUAGUGUAUCAGAAUAACUUAUUUAUGUGUCUGCCUUUCCUAGCAUUUUUCCUCAAAGACAAGAACCAUGUCUUACCCAUUCUCUGGGUAAGUGCCUAGCAUGGUGGCCGAUGCUUGGGAGGGUAUCAUUAAAUGUUGGUCAAAAGAACAAGUGAGCAUUCAAGGGAGUGGAGAGCAGUCUGGGAACAGCUGACGUUUUGCAUACUUCCCAACACCAGCAUCAUCACCACCAGCAACUCAACGAAAAAAAUAACAUCUUUAUUAGCCUCGACUUAUUCCAGUAUUUUUCAGUCUACUCUGUGACCUGAUUAGCAACAACAUUUCCAAGCUCAAGGGCUAGGCUUGAUGCAACCACUCCUUUCGGAAAGACCCACCUAGGUUAGGCCCCACUGUAAAAGCAACCUGUUGUUCUAAGGGAGGCAUCCUUUCCAGUGGCUAGAAAACCACUGUGAGAGAAGCCCAAGCCAGGGUUGACCAAGGAUGUGCCAUUAAGGUAAAGAGGUGCAGAUCAUGGCAGACGGACUUUGGCUGCAUGGAUGGAUGGUUUGCCCUGCCUCUUCCAGGGCGACUGGAUACACUGGAGGACGUUGAGGCCCUCAAAGCCAAAGACAGGAUACAAAUGGCACUCCAGAGAGGCUGGCUGUGGGGCAGGACUCUAGGCUGGCAACAUCCAGUCUCAGCUUCCCGUGAAGAAGGACCAGGCUGAGCUGGCCCAUUGCCCACUUGGUCCCAGGGUUCCCACCUUUGCUUCCUGUUGAGACAAAGGCCAGGAGAGGAGCUGCAGUGAGCUCUUGACCCUCCAGCUGCUCCACAGAAAGGCCUGCAAGAAUGCUUCCAGACCAGGCCCUCAGCCAAACGACUCUGUGAGUAAAGGGAGGUUGAGGACGAGAAGGAACAAAAGAGUAACCACGUUUUCAAGGGCAUUCCUGAAACAGGACUCCCGGUAAUUCUUCCAAGAAAAGCAAAGAUGACCUGAGGCAAUUGGAACUGUUGCCAAAGCGGCAGUGAAAUGGACAGAAACAGGCCCUGUAUUUCCAACAGUGAUAUUGAUCUGAAAUAAAAGUUCCCUUCAAAAUGC
Molecule: messenger RNA, 7704 nt
Organism: Delphinapterus leucas (beluga whale)
Lineage: Eukaryota; Metazoa; Chordata; Mammalia; Artiodactyla; Monodontidae
Gene: IRAG1
Product: inositol 1,4,5-triphosphate receptor associated 1
Source: RefSeq, a predicted model, not a curated record